AUGCGCCCCUGUACCGCCUCCUCAUGCUGCUGCCAGGCCUGUAAUCUGCCAUGGGCCCCCGUACCGACUCCUCAUGCUGCUGCCAGGCCCGUAAUCUGCCAUGGGCCCCUGUACCGCCUCCUCAUGCUGCUGCCAGGUCCAGAGUGUGUCAUGGGUCCCUGUACGGCCUCCCAUUGCUGCUGUCUCUAUCGCCACACUCUGCCAUGUGCCACUUUCAGGUCUCCUCACACUGCUGGUGGUUUCCAUUUUUGUCAUAGGGUGCUGUAUGGCCUCCCAUUGCUGCUGCCUCCACCGCCACACUGUGGCUCCACACUCUGGUUUUGGCCCCGUGACUGGCCAAAUGAGUGAAGUGUGCGGUGAUUCUAAGAUCGACGGCACUCAUCUGCAUG
Molecule: messenger RNA, 389 nt
Organism: Staurois parvus
Lineage: Eukaryota; Metazoa; Chordata; Amphibia; Anura; Ranidae
Source: the annotation of a GenBank genome assembly